Penicillium maclennaniae is the source of this 1476-nucleotide messenger RNA. RefSeq lists its product as uncharacterized. Gene Ontology annotation, biological process: protein deubiquitination. NCBI's taxonomy places the organism in Eukaryota, Fungi, Ascomycota, Eurotiomycetes, Eurotiales, Aspergillaceae. The coding region runs from base 1 to 1476 and encodes 491 amino acids. The record is from RefSeq and is a predicted model, not a curated record. The transcript is spliced from 7 exons. Gene Ontology annotation, molecular function: cysteine-type deubiquitinase activity.
AUGGCGAGCUUGGAUUCCGUGAACCUUCUCGCAGAAGCUGCAUAUGGCUGUGAACAUCUUGCCAUCGUACUGAAAGAUGGUCAAACUGCUAGCCAGUUGAAGAAUGGCUUCCGAAAGCACCAUGAGUCUCUGGCCCCUAUGACCAAGCCUGAGGCGGUCGCCGUUCAGGCGAGUGGUCUGCGCACUGUGGCGUCGUUGAAGCCCAAGUAUCAUUGUCUAAAUUGUUCCGAGAUUUGCCUCAAGAACGAGCGCAAGGCACACACCAAAAAGACUGGACACGUAUUUUACAUGGAGUCACGUAAUCGCUUUGUGUUUUGCGAGUCUUGCUGCGACUUUGUCUACGACCAUGGUCUGGAAAGACUGGGUGGCCCAGCCACCAAGUACUCCAUCGAAGAUGGAAAGGGUAAGUGGGCCGAAGACUCGGCCUCCGAGGCCUACGUCAGGACCAAUGCCCUCAAGAACCCGUGUUACAGACGUGGUGCCCGUGGUGUUUGGAACAUGGGUCAGACUUGCUACCAAGCAGUAAUUCUCCAAGCUCUACUGCACGACCCCACUCUGAACGCCUAUUUCCUGGCUGGGGGCCAUGACACUCACAACUGCCUCAGGACUGGCUGCAUGGCAUGUGCCGCUACUGAAGUGUUCAUGGAUUUCAACAGCGGUGAAAAAACCGAUGCAGUGUCGGCUGCUACUCUCCUCUACAAUGGAUGGGAGGGUUCAAGGGAAAUGGCCGGAUACCGCCAGCAGGAUGCGCACGAAUAUUUCCAAUUUCUGGUCAAUUCACUCCACUCAGCUACUCCUGGACAUACUGAGAGCUACGAAAGCAAGUGCGAAUGUUUCUUCCAUCAAACUUUCUACGGAGAGCUGCGCAGCAGCGUCAUGUGUCACAAAUGCGGCAAAACCACCAACACCCACGACCCAAUGGCGGAUCUCAGUCUCGAUGUCCAAGCACAGAAUAAGAGGCGCAAGCUGGGCCGAUCGAAUUCAUCAUCCACCGCAACACUGACCGGCUGCCUGGACAGCUUCACAGCAGUUGAAGACUUGCAUUCAGAUGCUGCCUACCACUGUGAGAAGUGCGGCAACACUCCUCAGCGGGCAUCGAAGCGAUUGCAGAUUCGCAAACUUCCCGCUAUUCUUUGCAUGCAGCUCAAGCGCUACGAAGCCACAUCGUCAUCAUCGGGGAAGAUGAAUUGCCAUAUUGACUUCCCUCUUACUCUAAACAUGCUCCCUUAUGUCGUAAAGAAGGAGAAAGACCGCAUCGACACUUCUAAGUACAUUUACGAUUUAUCUACCGUCAUCGUUCACCAGGGAACCAUGGACUCGGGCCACUACUUCGCCUACACUCGUCUCGGUGGUGACAAAUGGGUUCUGAUGGAUGACAACAAGGUCACCGUCGCCAGCGUCGCUGAUGUCCUUCGACAGGAUGCCUACCUUUUGUUUUACAGCAUCCGUACAAUCGCCCCGGAAAACGCCUCGUAG